Zootoca vivipara (common lizard) is the source of this 16699-nucleotide messenger RNA. It is a transcript of the gene BICRAL, whose product is annotated as BICRA like chromatin remodeling complex associated protein. Gene Ontology annotation, cellular component: SWI/SNF complex. NCBI's taxonomy places the organism in Eukaryota, Metazoa, Chordata, Lepidosauria, Squamata, Lacertidae. Gene Ontology annotation, biological process: positive regulation of DNA-templated transcription. The record is from RefSeq and is a predicted model, not a curated record.
CUGGGAGAGAGAGAGAGAGAGAGAGAGAGGACUGGGGUGGGUUUUUCUCUCUCUCUUCCCCCCCUUCUCUCUCUCGCUGAUGCCAUGCAAAUUUAGGAGAGGAGGGAGAGAUGGGAAGGCGAAAGAAGAAGGAGGAAAACAAACAAACCUCGUUUUAAUGACUCAUUGAUUGAGCCGGUUUUAAAUUAGUUGUUGUUGUGUUUGGGGUGGGUUUUGUGUGUUUUUUCCUGGCCGCCCCCUUGGUGGCCAUCAAGAGGGAGAGGAAGAGUGGGGUGUGUGUGUGUCUCUGUGUGUGUCUGUCUCUCUCUCUCUCUCUGAGUGUGUGGGGUGUGUGUGUAUGUGAGGAAGAGGGGGAUCGAGUGUGUGUGUGAGAGAGGGAGAAAGAAAAAUAAUCUUUUCAAAUCUCCUCCCUCUUUUCUUCCCCCCUCGUUUCUUUGCUUUUCUCUAAAGCUCUCUGGUCUGUGAAGCACUUUUUCCCUUUCCUCCUCCUCGGGAAAAUGGAGACGCUCCGUCUCCUCUCUCUCCUGGGCGUCAGGCUGUCAAGGAUUUCUCUUUUUCUUUUGCGUUCCUCGUUGGAUUUGCUCUCAUCGACCACCUCUUAUCAUCUUGUCAUAAUUUUCCGCUAUAUUAUUUUUAGCAUGAGUUGUGGUUUUUUUUGGUGUUUUCUUUUUACGGGGAUUCCCAAUUUGUUUCGUUUAUAUGGUUUCCACCUCCUUUUGUUACUCGGUGUUUUUCUUUUUCUUGUCUCCUCCGGUAUCGCGUUUAAAGGAAUGAAAAUGGUGAUUGUUUCGGUGUAUGUGAUUCUAAGUCGGUAGGAUUAAAGAGGGUGGGGAGGGGAAGAAAAAAAGAAACCUUAAUAGUCGUCUGUAAUGUACGUUUUUUUUUUUUAAAUGGCAAGAAUAAUAAAUAUUCUACAUCUGUAAUAACGCCUUCGUUUUUGUCUUUCGAUGAACGUGAAUUUGUUAACUGCUGCCGGAUUAGUCUUUCAACAAAGUACUUUUUGUGGUUAAUUGAUUUUCAGUUAUGGUUACAGUAUAAUGGGGGGGGAAGGGGAAAGAGAAAGCCUUAGGUAAAAGACUGGCUUGAAAAUUCUCUGAAAUGUUGGAUCAUUUUUGAGGUGGGUCGCCGAUUUUCUUUCUUCCCUCCCUCCCUUUAAAACCGAAACGGGUUUCCCGAGGUUUGGGGCUUCGUUAAAACAGAUUGUUACAUAUAUCUUGUUCUGAGAGCGGAAACAGGUUUAGCAUUCGUAAAAAUAAAUAAUUCAGCUAUUGCUGGGAGAAGGAAGGACAAUGAGGCCUUUACUUUUCCCGGGGUGAGGAUGUUUUUUAUUUUUUUAUUUUUUUGAAUAUCUUAAGCACUGAUCGUGCCUUUCCAAAGCUCGGUCGAGGAGGCUGUUUUUUCUCUCUCCGUAUCUGCGUUUACAUGGCGGGGUUCGGUCUGGUUUGUGCCCCGCUUCGGAGGGACCAGGAGGAGAGAAGAUGGCGCUGCCUGGCUGCCGGCCAGGAUUUGUGGCGCAGUUUCUCUCCGUUCUCUCUCGCUCUCUCGUCCCCUUCAAGCCGCCAUUUUGAUAGACUCCUGACAUUUCUUCCCGGGCCGGGGCGUUGCCCUUCGUUGCUUCCCGCGGUCUGGUUUCCUUACCUCAGAACAGAUUCAAAAAUGCUCCCUCACGAGCAAAAUAAUAACUCAUUCCCCCGCGCACUUAGGAAAUAUACUUUUUAUUUUUAUUAUUAUUUCCUAGAGUAAUCGAUUUCCUAACACCCCACCUCAAAAUUUAUGUGGAAUGUGUGAGAGAGUGUAUACUUUUUUUUAAAAUGGCUACUCUAUUUUAAAUUAUCCAGUCCUAAGCACACAGUUUACCCAUUCAGUGUAAUGGGUAGCUGUUAAAACGCUGCUGCUCCCUUUUGCCAGGUUCUCCUACCUACACUAUAGUAUAGUGGAUAUGUAAAUCACUUAAUCCCAUGUUAUGUCUGCCAAACAACAAAGGGGCUGCUGGAAAAUAAGCGAUUUAUAAAAUUUAAAAAUGGAGGAGCAGCGGUCUCUGAAUUGGCCUCCUAGAUUUCAAUCGUCACUGUAGGUGGGCAUUUUUGCACUGUACCAAGGAGGCAGUGUGCUAAAAAAUGGAGUAAGUUAGCAAAAUACGCCUUCUUGGGCACAGGCAUCCGUGUUGCUAAAGUAAUAAGGGAAAGUUGCUAAAGUAAUAACGGAAAGUAAGUAUGUGGAAAGCAAUAGUCUGUGUUGAUUGAAUUAACUAAAAAUGCUUCCAAAGUUUAGGAAUGGUUUGGUUUAUAAAGCCCAGUAAUGUGGCUUUAAGGCAACACAUCAAACCAUUGUGCUUUCCUGCGAGAAUGAUUUAAACACUGGGCGUUUAAAUAUCAUUUUUUGCCAGUCAUCUCUUGCCAGCGACAGACUGUUAUAAGGCAUAUGUUUCUGUAAGCAUUUUGGAAUUAAUCAAAACCUUUUUUAGGGGGGGGAUUAGGUUUGAGAUUCCCCACUCUCCCCUCCCCCAAAUAUACUCCCCUUGAUGAGAUACAAAUUCAUGUUUCACUGCUUACUGCAGUAAUUUUUAUCUCAUUAUUUUAAAAAAUGGCCUGGAUGUUGUUUAUUUUAGUUUCUAAUGAGUAGAUAAAAUAUACAGGAAAAAAAGAUGGAAGAACGUUGCUUUAUAGCGGAAUAUCAAGGUCUCACAUGAACUGUUAUAUGGACUUUUCUGCAGUUUAAGCUAAACUGAACUCUUGCAGCCACUGGGGUUGCCCUAUUUCAAAAAGUAAAAACCAGGACACCCCAAAAAUUGUUAACAAAACCCAAAAGCUUUUUAGAUGAACCCCCAAAGUUGUUGAGCCAAAAAAGCAUGAUUUUUCAAUUGACUUGCCUAAGAUCUAGAACAAAGCGCCGCCUUUUGGACACCCCCCCCCCCCAAAAGUUAAUUCUGCAUUUGGAAUUCCAGUAAUGUCUGGGAAAAUCCGGACCCCCAAAGUUGUUGAGCCAAAAAAGCAUGAUUUUUCAAUUUUUUUCAAUUGACUUGCCUAAGAUCUAGAACAAAGCGCAGCCUUUUGGACACCCCCCCCCAAUGUCAAUUCUGCAUUUGAAAUUCCAGUAAUGUCUGGGAAAAUCCGGACAUAUGGCAGCCCUACCAUUAACACUAAGGCAACUGUUCCUGAUCACAUAAGCAAAGUCAUUUUCUUAAUGUUUCUAGUGUAUAGUACUCCAGGACCAAGGAUGUAGCUUAUAGAACAGUUUCUGAUAAAUAAUACUCUUUGGGGAAUGGCAUAGUUAGAAUGACAUACUAUUAAUUACUUAAUAGGAUUAUAGUGUUCCUUUCAAUACAUACGUAGGCAAAAAUUAAUUUAAAACAAUUCCAUUAUAGCAUAGUGAAAUAAAUAAAAUUGCUGUCUUCACCUCGUUCUCAUGAGAGAGAAAAAGCAGAAAGUUCACUGGGAACAGGAUUGAGUGGAUCCAAAACAAGUCAGGUUUCAAACCCAUUCCUCUCCACCCACCCAAAUUGAAAUGUCAGGCUGCUGAAUGUGUUCAUUCCCCCCGCCCCUCCCAGAGACAGGAAUGGGUUCUAUGUAAAUUUAAGGCGCAUAGAGAUAACCUAAAAUACUAACUAGGUUGUACCUCAGAUACAUGGAACAGGGCAGAUGUUCUAGAAAACAUUGCUCUGUGGUAUAUAAUAUAUGCGAAAACGAGGAUAGAAAUCUAGCUGGUAGAUUAAUUGGAGGGACACUCAGAUUUUUUGGCCAAAAAAAUGAAAAAUAAAAUCUAGCAAAUAUUUUCCAAGUUAAGAAGAAAACAUGAUAGGGUUUGCCUUUGUACUUAAGCUCUUACAGUGGUGCCUUGCUUUACGAAUGCCUCGCACAAUGAAAAACUCGCGAGACGAAAGAGUUUUGCAUUGCGCGAGGCAUUCGUAAGACGACAAAAUUUUCUAUGACCGCCGCUUCGUCUUACGAAGCGCGGCCAUAGAAGGCGGCAAAGGAAGAUCAGCUGUCAGCGCGGGAAGCUGACAGCUAAUCUUCCUUUGCCAGGGGAGGCGGAGCCGAAAUGCAGCGGUGCGGUGGCUGCCCCUGCCUGUCUUCCCCUUGAAGCCACCGUACCGCCGCGCACCACCGGGGAAGACAGGCGGGAGGCGGUGGGGGGAGAAGCGCUUCUCUCCCCCGCCGCCUCGCCGUGCACCAGCGGCAUGAGACGGCGCUUCGGAGACCUUCAGAGACCUUCUCAUGCCGGAGAAGGCAGGCGGGAGGCGGCGCCGGGAGAAGCUUCCCCCGCCGCCGCUUCUCGCAGCGCAAAGCCGGCAUGGGGUGCAGUUUCGGAGGCUUCCGAAGCUGCACCCCACACUGGAGAAGGCAGGCGGGAGGCAGGAGAAGCUUCCCCUGCCGCCGCCUCUCGCCGCGUACAGCCGACAUGGAGCGCAACUUCGGAGGUCUCCGAAGCUGUGCUCCAUGUCGGGGAAGUUAGGCAAGGCGGUGGCUGGGAGAAGAGAGCCUCUCCCCCAGCUGCCUCGCACACAGCCGGCAUUGGACGGGGCUUCGGAGACCUUCUCCGAAGCCCCGUCGCAUGCCGCCGCCAGUCCCCCAGAGCCUAUAGGAACGCAUUAAUUAAGUUUCAAUGCAUUCCUAUGGGAAACUGGGACUCGCUAGACGAAAAAUUCGUUACACAAAUUGACCCGUGGAACGAAUUAAUUUCGUCUAGCGAGGCACCACUGUACUUGUGAGGGUACACAUACAGGCCAAAUUUUGCUGAUCUUGGAGGUGUGUCCUUGAUUACUUUAUUUUUCCAUCUAUAAGACGCCCCCAUGUAUAAGACACCCCCUAUUUUGGGGGGAUUCUGAUUUAAGAAAAUGGGGGGGGGGAGAUACUAUCCGUGUAUAAGACGAGCCCUGAUUUUGAACAUUAUUUUAGAGUAAAAAAACAUAGUCGUAUACACGGAAAAGUACGGUAAUUACAAGUAUUGCUUGCACUUUCAACCAUAUACUCUUUAUCAUGCUGUGAUUCAUAUAAGCACUCUUAGGCUAUAAAGUCAAUUCCAUAUUUUUCUGCCAUUUUUCUAGAAUUGAAACAAGGCAGAAGAAAAGAGCCAUUCAUAGUGAUUGAGACAGAUUCUAAUUUCAGGUUUAUUCAGAUCUUUGCUUUAACAGAGUACACAUUACCUAUUUUUGUUGAACUAAACAUUUGCAUCCAGGAAUAGUUUAUACAUAGCAGCUGACUUGUAGCAAUGUGCUAACUGCCCCCAAAUUAAACAAAUUUGCAGAUCAGAUUUGCUAGGAUUUUAAAUAGGCCAAAUUGCAAGGCUGUGUAUACACUGCUGUGAUGUCAUGAUUUCCUGCACACCCAUUUUAGGUAUUUAACUGGAAUUAUUGAAAACAUAAUUCCUUUCUUAACUUGAACUUUGUGGUUCCGGACAGGCUUUCAUUAAUUCCAUUACUGUGACUUUUCAGAUGCGUGCUAGAGGAAAGUGCUGUGUAGCGGGCGGUUGCCAGUCUACACUGGUAUGCAGAUAAGUAGGAAACAUGAACUGACCUUGAAAUCAUCAUUUGAUGCCCUUUGUGUGCCUCUUCUACAGGAAGUUUGCAGGGUGACAACAAAAUGGGACUUCUUCUGUGGUGGCCCCUGGCUUGUACAAUGCUCUCCCAAGGAAGGCCUGCCUGGUGCCAUCUUUAUUUUUAGGAUUCAGGCAAAGACGUGCCUUUUUAUCUAGGAUUAUUAGCCCUGAAUCGAAGGGUGGCAUCUAGCCAGGAUGGGAACUUUUAAGUCCUGUCUUUUAUCAGUAUGGCUCUAUAACUUUUAUCUGUAUUUUUAGAAUUUUAUUGAAUAUUCUCAAUUGGUUUUAAUAUAAGCUGCUUUGGGUCACUCUGAGAAAAGUGACUAAGGAAUAUAAUUAAUAGCAACAAUAACAAAAACAAAUCAAAAGGAUUUAAACAGCAUUUUAAGUAUAUAAAGGGUGUGAUCCUUUCCUACAUGGACAGAGUGUCAAUGUAUGGAGGCACCCUGCAUUUGGUCAAGGAAUGUGAAUUCAGAGCUCUGUCGGGGGGACCACAGACUUUCAUUCCCCAUAAUGUGCUGACUGCAUAUGUACCUAUUUGCACGGACACUGUAUACCCAGAUUGUCAUGGAUAGGACCCAAAGUUUUGUAAUGCUUCUUCCUUCCCACAAUACCACUAUGUAGUAGGUACUGAUUUGCCUAUAGCUACCUGGAGGUUCCAAGUAUAAUAUGUUCUUGAACGGCUUUUGGUGUAAUUUUGUAAAAAUAUUAUAUUUGAAACUGAUCAUUUUACUUUAUAUACCGGUAAAAUAAUAACCUUGUGAAAUGGUAUCCAUUAUAUGAAAAUAUGACAGAAGACAGAUAAGACAGAUACAUUAUAUGGCCUGUGUGGAAGAGACACACAGAAAGAGAACUUCACUUCUUGCUACGUAUGUGCAGAAAACCCUCACAUAGGCCUAUGGACAAUGCAAUUUUAUAUUGAAAGGAUUGCACACGGUGAAAACAAGUGCUGGAGUCCAGCAAAGGAUUCUGACUGGAAGCCAUAUGGAAUGAGGAAAUCAGAGUCAAAACAAGAAUGUGAGGCAUGGUGUUCAAGAAAGGGUGACUGCAGGGUGGGAGAAUAGACCUUCCUCCUUGGGGCAAACUUCAUACAGAGAUAGAGUUUCCAUGUUUUUUUGUUUCUUGACAGGAUUAUUUACUUUUAAAGGUUGCUUGAUGAGAAAACAACAUCAGCAACAAAAAAACAGCAGUUACAGGUAGGGAGCCGUGUUGGUCUGAGUCGAAACAAAAUAAAAAAAUUCCUUCAAGUAGCACCUUAAAGACCAACUAAGUUUUUAUUUUGGUAUGAGCUUUCGUGUGCAUGCACACUUCUUCAGAUACAGCAGGUGCAGAUUUCCCUAAAAUUACAUUUGGGGAAAAACUGCAACAGUUAAGUUCCUACCAGUCAUGCAGCUUUUAAAGGCAUAGAAGCGGUUCCUGAACAAGAUGUCAGUCCUCUUAGUAUCUUCUUUAUCUGGCUAUCCUCAAUAUGGCAUACAAAAGCAAGCAGGCAAAGUGUGGGAAAAGCUUCAUCUGCUUAUACUGUAUUCUUCAUAUUAAAAGCAGAUUAAUGCUGCUAGGAAAAUGAGGUGCCAGAUUUACAGAUGAGAUCUGUGGAAAUUGUAGGAUGUCAAGGGUGUGUAAGUUAUACCAAAAUCUCAUGGCUGUAGAUCGUUUGUAGAGCAUCGGUUCAGCAUGUAGACAGUCACAGGUUCAAUCACUGGCAUCUCUAGGUUGGGCGAAAAAAUACCCCUACCUGAAAUCCUAGAAAGCUGCUGCCGGUUAGUGAUGCUAAGCUAGAAGGACCAGUUGUGUGACUUCCUUCCUUUGUUCCUAAGGCUUUUGUACUGUUAAGAGAUGGAUCUUUGGGUGAGCUCCCAUAGGUGUAGCUGUCGCCAUUACUGCAACUCUAUGAUGAGAAAAGUGUUCCCUGGUGAAAUUCUUGAUUCUGUGCUAAUCCAAGUACAGGACACUAUUGUUUAGAAAUCUUAAUGACAUGGGGCCCAAGAAGCAAUAAAAAUAGGAAUUUCAUAAACUGGUACGAAUUAACUAGCCAUUUGUACUUGUGCCAGACCAGGCCUGGGUCAGUUUCUCAAUCAGGGAUAGAUAGGGCAGGUAUUUAAGCAACUACCCAGGAUGUCAGGUUUGGGGAUGCCUGCCUUGGACUGUCUUCUCAGCUAUUAAUGGUUGAAACAAAUAGUACAAAUCGUUCAUCUUCACAUGAAAAGCUGGCAGUGUUGCCCUAUAUGGCUAAAUAAUGCAAUAUGAAGUUGUGAACUGGACUGGAAAUGCAAUAAAAAACAAAGUAUUCCAAAGCCGAGCAAAUGAAAAGGAGUGCCAAAAACUCCAUGCCUGAGUAUUAAUUGGUCUGGGAGUACAUCUGCAGGGUGCUGGGCUGCAGUAUGUUAAAGACCCACACUGUACUUUGGCUGCCUCCCUUUGUCCAUUGCAGGAACUGUGUCACCCAUUGCUGAGGGACAUGGCAAUGUAGGCAGGAACCUUGGCCCAGUCUGAUCCCAGCCUUGCUUUACCCGCUUCUCCCUUCUAAGCUACAGUCUAGAGUGGGUUACUAGUUUUCUGUGAUAAUGUAUGCAUAUAGUUGUAGAUCAUUUAUAUAUUUAACAGAUUUCUAUACUGCUUCCCCCAAAAUAUAUCAAAGCACUGUGUAGCAUUUUAAAACAAAUUGUUUUCAACUACAUAAGAAAUAUACAUGUCAUACAGCUGAUCUAGAAUAAAUAGCAAAACAUAACUGAGGGGGUCUAUAAAUGGUUUGGCAAGAAAUAAUGUUUCCAGUUGCUUGUGGAAACACAUCAUGGAAGGUGUCUACCAGAUCUCUUAGGGGAGACUUCCCUAAUGAGGGAAACAGACUUCAACUUGACAGCCUUCUCCUACUUGACAGCUGUUGCUGCUCUAAGACACUGAACAAGCGGGUUCACAUGGGAAAAGGUAUUUUCUCAGAUAUCCAUUUCUCAAGUUGUAAGUAAAUAGUAAAACGUUAAAAAAAGGUAAAGGGACCCCUGACUCUUAGGGCCAGUCGCGGACGACUGGGGUUGCGGUACUCAUCUUGCUUUACUAGCCGAGAGAGCUGACGUACAGCUUCCGGGUCAUGUGGCCAGCAUGACUAAGCCGCUUCUGGCGAACCAAAGCAGUGCACGGAAAUGCCAUUUUACCUUCCCGCCGGAGCGGUACUUAUUUAUCUACUUGCACUUUGAUGUGCUUUCGAACUGCUAGGUUGGCAGGAGCAGGCACCAAGCAACGGUAGCUCACCCCAUUGUGGGGAUUCGAACCGCCGACCUUCUGAUUGGCAAGCCCUAGGCUCUGUGGCUUAACCCACAGCACCACCUGUGUCCUUAAAACCUUAAAACUGGGGUCCUUUAGGAUAGGUGUUAUAUGCAUGCAGUAGAGAGCAGCAGUGAGCAGCUUAGCUGCAGCAUUCUGUACUUUUUACAGCUUUUGAUCCCCACAUAGAGGGUGUUGUUGUUGUUUAGUCAUUUAGUCGUGUCCAACUCUUUGUGACCCCGUGGACCAGAGCACGCCAGGCACUUCUGUCUUCCACUGCCUCCUGCAGUUUGGUCAGACUCAGGUUGGUAGGUUCGAGAACACUGUCCAACCAUCUCGUCCUCUAUUGUCCCCUUCUCCUUGUGCCCUCCAUCUUUCCCAACAUCAGGGUCUUUUCCAGGGAGUCUUCUCAUGAGGUGGCCAAAGUAUUGGAGCCUCAGCUUCAGGAUCUGUCCUUCCAGUGAGCACACAGGGCUGAUUUCCUUCAGAAUGGAUAGGUUUGAUCUUCUUUCCAGUCUGUUCCUGAAAGAGAAGUUGCUGAAUUGGAACUCAUUACCAAGCUUAAAACCAUGGAGCCACCUGAGAUGAAUAAAGACAUCGGAUUCUUAUCUCAUUAUGCAUGAUCAAGCUUUCUUUAGCGCCUCAGCCGUUGCUCCCCCCCCCCAGGACCAAUUGCAGUCAUCAGCAGUCGUUAACAGCCAUCUACAGGUUUACCACUCCCAUCAGCCCAUCACCCAUUCCCAUCACCCCCACCCUCUGAAUAUACAUAAGGGUUUGGUGGAUUCUGUUUCAGUGUAUCUGACGAAGUGUGCAUGCACACGAAAGCUCAUACCAAAAUAAAAACUUAGUUGGUCUUUAAGGUGCUACUGAAGGAAUUUUUUUAUUUUGCUUCGACUCAGACCAACACGGCUACCUACCUGUAACUGAAUCCUUAGUGAGGGAAAAUCCAAGUGCGGAAGGAUAAUACUCAGCUGUCACUGGUUAGAACACUCGGCUGAUCAAAAGUUACUGUAAAUAGAGGGAAAACGGUGCUGAGUAUGAAAUGCUGAUUUAGAAGACUUUUAUAGAAGCAAUAUUGGUAGGCAUAAUUUUUAACCCACUUAUUUCAGUUAUGCCACUGGGUUUUCCAAAUCACAUAUCAUCAAAGUCAUAUCAUGUUCCCUCUGUUUUCCAGGAACCUCAUAUGUACUUUGCAGAAAUGAGCACAGAUAUGUAACACAAGUAUAUACGAUGCCUCAAAGUACCAUUUUACUCCUAUAUUCAAAGCAGCUUGCAAUAACGUGUGCCAUGUUGUAAAAAUAUGCUGUUGCUAGUCUACAUAAUUUGCAGGUUAGUGAACAAUGGGAACAUUUUAUAAGUAAACAAUACAUGUUAGGAAGAAACAUGUUGAAAAGCAUCCUCUAUUUUUAAAUGUCUUGUUCUGGAAAGAAAUAGGAAAUCUUUAUGAUACAAUAUUAUUUUUCCUUAGUUGUCAUGGAUGAUGAUGAUGAUGAAUCCUGUCUCUUUGAUCUUAUUGGAGAUGCACAGGCACUGAAUUAUUUCCUCCAUGGAGCAGGCAGUAAACCUAACAGUGAAGACUUGACUAAUGCAGGAUAUUCUGCAGCCAACUCAAAUUCCAUAUUCGCCAAUAUCAGUAGUUCUGAUCCUAAGUCAUCAAUCAAAGGUGUCAGUAGUCAGCUUGGAGAAGGGCCUAGUGAUGGACUACAGUUGCCAAGUAGCCUUCAGUUUCUUGAUGAUGAACUUGAAUCUUCUUCAUUACCUGAUCUUAGUGAAGAUCAGCCUUUUGAUAUCCUCCAGAAAUCUUUGCAGGAAGCUAAUAUUACUGAACAGACUUUGGCAGAAGAGGCUUACCUGGAUGCCAACAUAGGCCCCAACCAACAGUUUGCACAAGCCCAGCUUCAUCCUUCCUCAUCAGCAUCUUUUACUCAGGCUUCUAAUGUUUCUAGUUACUCAGGUCAGACGCUGCAACCUAUAGGAGUUACUCAAGUGGUACAGCAACCAGUUGGAGCAUCUUUUGCAAGCAAUACAGUUGGUGUGCAACAUGGCUUUAUGCAACAUGUGGGGAUCAGUGUUCCUAGCCAGCAUUUGUCAAACAGUAGUCAAAUUGGUGGUUCUGGACAGAUACAAUUAAUUGGUUCAUUUAGUAAUCAACCUUCUAUGAUGACCAUCAAUAAUCUUGAAGGGUCUCAUAUUAUUUUGAAGGGUAGUGGGCAGCAAGCACCUGGAAACAUGAGUGGUGGACUCUUGGUUCAUAGACAAACACCUAAUGGCAACUCAUUGUUUGGCAACUCAAAUUCCAGUCCAGUAGCACAACCUGUAACUGUUCCAUUUAAUAGUACAAAUUUUCAGACAUCUUUGCCUGUGCAUAACAUCAUUAUACAGAGAGGUCUUGCUCCAAAUUCUAACAAGGUUCCCAUCAAUAUCCAGCCAAAGCCUAUUCAGAUGGGCCAGCAAACUACCUACAAUGUGAAUAGCUUGGGAAUACAGCAGCAUCAUGUACAACAAGGGAUUCCUUUUGCUUCAUCAAACUCCCCUCAGAAUUCAGUAGUUGGUCCACAUAUGUCUGUUAACAUUGUUAGUCAUCAGAAUGCAAGAAAAGCAGUUACCUCUCAAGCCGUAAGUAAUACCAGUGGUAGUAUUGUGAUCCACUCUCCUAUGGGACAGUCUCAUGCACCUCAGAAUCAGUUUCUUAUACCCACAAGUCUGUCAGUAAAUCCUAAUUCGGUUCACCAUGUCCAGACCUUAAAUGGACAACUUCUUCAAAAUCAGCCUUCCCAACUUGUUUCUGGCCAAGUAUCCACUGAGCAUGUUAUGCUAAACAGGAAUUCUACGAACAUGCUUAGAACUAACCAGUCAUAUUCAGGACAGAUGCUGAAUAAUCAGAAUGCUGCUGUACAGCUAGUUUCUGGUCAGACAUUUGCAGCUCCUGGAAGCCAAGUUAUAGUGAACCACGGGACUUCUCAAAUUGUUAGUGGCCAGGUUCCACUACAACAGGGAUCGUCUGCUGUGUUGCAUUUAUCCCCCAGCCAAGGAAACAUUUCCCAAGGUAGAACAGGCUUUACCACAAUGUCUCCUGGACAGUCAACAGGUUCGAGUAUCUCAUCAAGCAACCGGUUUACAGUUGUAAGUUCUUCUGCUACAGUGCAUCCCAACAUUGGUUCAUCAGCUCAGACUGUUGCUUCAGGAGGAAAUUUUGCUGGAGAUCAACUUACACAGCAAAACAGAACGCAAUUGUCAGUCACUGUCUCGCAUCGUCUUCCAGUUUCUUCCAAAUCAGUCAAUACCUUUAGUCACACAUCUGCAACCCAGCCCCAGUUCUCCUUUGGCCAGACUCAAAAAAAAGUUACGAAUUUGGUGUCUUCAGUUUCAACAUCAAAGUCACAGGAUAAUCUAAGACCACCUCAGCUAACAAGUCUUUUAGGACAAGAUACCGGGGGCAAAAUCAUACAGCAGCCUAUAGGCACAGCACUGACACACCAGGAAAAAGCAGUGGGAUCAUCUUCUGCCCAAACAAAUGUACAGGUCGAUGGCCAUACAAUUGGACAAAAGAGGCCUGCUGCUAAACAACUAACAAAAGGAGCCUUUAUUCUACAGCAGCUACAGAAGGACCAGGCACAUGCUGUGACUCCUGAUAAAACUCAGUUCAGAUCUUUAAAUGAUGCAGUCCAGAGACUCCUCUCAUAUCAUGUGUGCCAGGGAUCGCUGCCAACAGAAGAGGAUUUGAGAAAAGUGGAUAAUGAAUUUGAAUCUGUAGCCACACAGCUCUUGAAAAGAACACAGGCUAUGUUAAAUAAAUACAGAUGUCUGCUCUUGGAAGAUGCUAUGAGAAUAAAUCCUUCUGCAGAAAUGGUCAUGAUUGACAGGAUGUUUAACCAGGAAGAAAGGCAAACUCUUUCCCGGGAUAAACGCCUUGCAAUAGUAGAUCCUGAUGGUUUUCUAGCAGACUUUUGUUGUCCAUCCACACAAAUUGACAAGAUCGCUGAUGAAACACAGUCGGCUGAAAGUGAUCAUCAAUCUAACAAAUCUUCAACGUCUCAAAACCAGACUGCUAAUACCCAAAUCAAAGACAGAUCAAGUUCAAGCACAGCAGAGUCUUUAAAUCACAACAAACUUCAAGUAGUGCCUAACAAUAUUAUGAGUUCACAACAAGGAAACAGUUCUAUUAAAAAAUCAGAAAGCCUUGCAAAAGCUUUAAAAUUUGAGAAAACAAGCUCCUCUCCUGAAAGCCAACAUAUGGCUGAUUCAGAACAAAAAGUCGCUGGCAAAAAUCUAGGAAAGUCAAAUGAAAACUCUUUAAGUUCUGAAGAUCAUUCAUCAAAAAUCUUAUCAAGUGUAGAUCAUGGUACGCAUAAUAAAACAUGUCGGAACACAGUUGAUUCUCACUCAGAGACAACCUAUAAUCAUUCCCUCCAAGACAAAACUCCUCGGAGUUCUCCAAAGAAUGAGGAUUUGCAUCCAGACAAUUUGAAAGGUUCUGGGGAACCCCAAAAGGAUUUGCUGCUCAAUAAGAGUUUAGAGACUACAUUCAAAAACAUAUUGGAACUGAAAAAGACUGGGAGGCAGCCACAGAGCGAAGCAACCGGCAGUGGCUCCCUAGAAUUAGAAUAUCCAAACUUUUCGCUUAUUUCUUCACAAGAAAACUGCCUGGAGAAAUUUAUUCCAGACCACAGCGAAGGUGUUGUAGAAACAGACUCUCUUUUAGAAGCUGCUGUAAAUAGUAUCUUAGAGUGUUAAUAGUUACAGUACCAUGGACAUAUUUCUCUUAGAAGUAAAUGUGAAUGACACCACAAGAACAGCCGGACAAAUGUCAAAGGUUACCCUUUCUAAAGUAGAUUCUGUUUUGUGUUUGAAAGCAAUACUCAUUGUGGUUACAGUGAGGUGUCCAGUAAUAAACCCUUGAGAGAAAGCUGUCUGGUAGGGCCUACACAUUAUGAUACAGCUUUGCUGAUCGUUUUAACAUUGCAGUUUAAUGAAACUGCAGUUCACUAGGCCCUAAGUUAACAAGGUAAUAAUACUGACAAUCACAGUCUAGUACAGUAACAGGUUUCUUAAAUAAAAUGUUAAGAAUGUUGCAUUUAAUAGGAAAAGAUCCAUUGCCUCCGCCCACUAUCACUUGAUUUUGAGAUUUCAUAUUUGGGGCUGAAAAAAUGCCUAUCUCUUGAGGUUUGGCACACAGAGAGAGAGGAAUAGGAAGGAGAGAAAAUGGCAUCAGUGUUUACAGGGCUUUAUACUUUUAAGUGCUUUUCUAUGCUCAAUGAGCAGAAACAAAUAUCUUACAUAGGAAUUUGCUGUAUUGAAUUACACUGUACAGUUUUUGUCACUUUCAGCACUGCGUAAAAUGAUACAUGCUAGUCUAAGAAGCUAGUAGAUGGAAAAUUUUAUACAAAGAGGCUAUAAUAUAGCCAUAAAAUUCUGUAUAGACACACACACAAAUGUAUAUAUAUAAACACAGACACACACACGACACACUAGUUUCAUCAAGAAGAGCUUUUGCAUUUUCUAAUUGGAUAUAGUCAAACUUAAUCUGAUGUGGUAUAAUUUUUUUCUAGACCAAGUGUCAAAAGCACUUUUAUUUGGAAAUCAUUGUAGUAGUUUAUACUUUAAGGAGAUAAUAGCCUUAAUCUGAACAAUUUAAAGGCCAGUGUUUGCUAUUUGCUUAUUUCUGCUUCUUGCUGUUCAAGAAUGUCAUCUGUAGCAGCAGUUAUAGUUACCAAAAUAUGUACAAACCAAAGUUAAUUUUCUAUCCCAUUAAAAAAUUAUAGGUUGAAUUUAGAAUUUGCCGUCCACAAAUUUGGACUUUGCCUUCUGUUCACGGAAGGCUUUUCGUCCGGUGGAGGACCCUGAUGGCGGAGGAGGCUGCAACUUUUGCAGAUUCUUCCUUCCUCCGACAGUGCUCAGUACCAUUUCCCAAAUUGUUCCAAAGGGUUUCCUAACCCGCAUCCGGAGUGGAUUUUCAUAGGGCUGCAGGGGAAGGGAUAAUCAGGAAAUGUCACCUCUUCCGCAUCAACCAACGGGAGAGACCGUGAAUCUAAGCCUAUCUCUAAAGGCAUUUAAUACAUAAUCUAGAGCCAAAGGAACCCCUUGCAUGUUUGCAUUUGGCUAGUUGUCAUCAUGACAAUAUAAUUAUUUAUUCUUUAAACUCAUGGCAUUUCCCCAUUCUUCCUGUGUGUUUGAGAAAUUAUUCUACCACCAUCACCAGUGCUGCUAGGUACAUUGUUUUGUGCCAUUAGUAAGAGGGAUGUGGCAUGUAUGCCUGCUAAAAACAAAACCCCAAGAGGUGUGUUUUUUUGUAAAGCAAUCUCUCUGCAGCCUCCCCUUACAACCAUAUUCAAAAACUUCCUUAUGGAUAUCGCCAUAGCCUUAGAGCCCUGAGGUGCAGCAGCCUGGAUCCAGUGAUAACUGUGUGCAUACAGAGGUUUGGAAUGUAAGCAUUCCCAGUGCUGCUUUUGGGGAGCUUUCUCUUCCAUGCUUGUGUGGAGCUCCAUGGAUCUGUGUGACACAGCAAGAGUAACAAACUGUGGUUGUCAGUUGGAUUGCCAGGGCGGAAUUUUGCUUUCUUCGCUCCGAUUUUAUUGUAGCGUUAGAGCCAUAUUCUGCUGUUUAAGUAAACACAAAACACUACCACCAACCUUGUGUUGAAACAGAAUAACUAUAGAAUAAUAAAAGAUAAAUUCAGCAAAAUAGUAAUGCAACUUAAUGUUCUGUUCACUGUAAGAAAAACGGGGGGGGGGCUUAAUUUUUUUUGUUUUUAUUACCACUUUUUUGAAAUGCCAGUUUUAAAAUUACAUAUUUGUGAAAGCCCACAUUCCACGAAGACAGCACAGCAUUGCCAUUCUGGUUCAUUUUUGUAGGCAUAUGUCCUGUACUUGCUUUCCUAUCAAUGAUAGUGCAGCAGUUUCCUUUCCAUCAAGAGGCUGCAAAGAAUAAAUUCAUUGAACUGUAACCAUAAUGAGAUGUCUAAGAAAGCAGGGUGCAUGUUGCACCAGUCACAGAAAUCAAUUGAACUAGAAUCUGAUGGGAAGAAUGAUAAAUUUGACACAUAUUUGUAAAUUUGUCUUCUUUUGGUUUUAUCUCACAAAAUAAAGUUUCUAUCAGCUGUACAGAAUAUUCUGAACCUAAAUACCAAAACAAAGCUUACACAUUUUGAAUAUUUCGUGAGAGUUUACUUUUAGAUAAAGGUUUAGCUGAGACAUCUGAAAUGCACUUCCAUCAUAAUGUGGAUUAAAUUCCACCUAUAUUGAUUCCAACAUUUAUGCUGGGUACCCACUGAACAAAGUUCAGCUAAAUUAACCUAUGGUAGCUAAUGUAUUUUAUUUAUUGAACUUGGUUUUAGAGCUCUCAAUAUUUUAAUUGGUAAUGCAGUAAAAAUAUUUUUGUUGUAAAAAAAAAAGGUGUGAAUUUGUUACGCAGCACAUGGUCCUGAAUCCAGUGAAGACCAUUUAUUUGUGCAUAACUGCUUUGUAGGAUUGGUCUCUUUACUUCCUGGAUGUCUUUCCAUGUUGUCUAAGGUUAAAAGAAAAUUUUAGUUGGCAACUAUGAAAAAAAAUACUGAUUCAACAAUGUCAGCAUAAAUGAACUGUUAGAUUUGGGAGGCCUUACAGACUGACUUUACUGAAAGAGGAUGUGUCACUUGUUGUCAGUGUGGUAUGGAUUUUAUUUGCUUAAAUACUUUCAUUUGUAUAGUAUGUCUCACUUGAAAUUGCUUUGUAUACAUUUUGUAAAAAUAUUUAUAAAAUGUUUUGUAAAAAAAGUAUAACAAAUUGCAGUUUAUUUUGUUAUGUUGGAUAAAUACUGUUAAAAGACAACACGUUGGUAAAAUAUAUUGUUAACCCAUGGAUAGGAAAUGUUUAGCUGGAGACUACAAAUUGAAACAACCAUUGCAAUACAGCCAAAGAUUUGGGAAAAA